AUGGCCCAGCGAAAAGGUCACCAAUUGGGGUCAGAUCCCAACUUCGGUUAUCACGGCUACUCUAGCCCUAUCGGCACCUGGACAGAGGAAUGA
Messenger RNA from Penicillium digitatum Pd1, 93 nucleotides. NCBI's taxonomy places the organism in Eukaryota, Fungi, Ascomycota, Eurotiomycetes, Eurotiales, Aspergillaceae. The record is from RefSeq and is a predicted model, not a curated record.